GGCUCAAUGCCCUUCUCUGCUCAGGUCUAUAAUUACACUAUUUUACUACUUGUGAUGGGCUUCUAUAACUAAAAAGGAUAUAUGUUUGGGGACUGGUCUUAGACCAAUCUUGUACGUCAGUCCUUGGGGGGAGAGGAUCACCCUACUCAGCUCUAUUAGCCAUACGCAAGCUUUAAAAGGCAUGCGAUACAGACACUUUUUCGACAAGCUAUACUAAUCGCUGGGAAGAUUUUGUUAAUAUCCCUAGUCAUUUAUAACACUUAAUUUCGGUCCAAGCCAGAAGUUUCGGACACUUGGGAAGUUGAGAUACACAGAACCCAUUUCCCUCUAGAUGCUCUACAGACACUGGUAUAGGCCCAGCCUGGGUUCGUCGGUAGCCACGAUAGUAUACCAGGCCUCAUGCAAAAGAGUCUGUCACUCUACGCAUCAUCGAAUAAUGGGAAAUUUUGGAUAUAUAUGGGCACAACAAUGCCGCCAUGGCCGCAAGUCGUAUGAUAGGCAAAUUCACCAGCAUGAAGAUCGGACUUACGACGGGAAUUGGCGGUGGAUUACCAGCCGAAGAGGCCGAUAUUCGGCUGAAGGAUAUUAUGAUUAGUAGAUCUAAAUAACAGCAUAGAAAGG
This is a messenger RNA of Aspergillus alliaceus, 621 nucleotides long. RefSeq lists its product as uncharacterized. The record is from RefSeq and is a predicted model, not a curated record. The transcript has a single exon. NCBI's taxonomy places the organism in Eukaryota, Fungi, Ascomycota, Eurotiomycetes, Eurotiales, Aspergillaceae. The annotation marks the transcript as partial.